Messenger RNA from Neurospora tetraspora, 516 nucleotides. RefSeq lists its product as uncharacterized. The record is from RefSeq and is a predicted model, not a curated record. Bases 1 to 516 code for a protein of 171 amino acids. NCBI's taxonomy places the organism in Eukaryota, Fungi, Ascomycota, Sordariomycetes, Sordariales, Sordariaceae. The transcript is spliced from 3 exons.
AUGGAUCAUACUAACCCCGUUUACCUGUCUCAUCCGCAAUCCGAAAAGGACUUUCUGGCUCAAUACUACGCUAGGCUCUCUUUAGCGGAUACGGAUGCGGACAAAAAAUCUCCCAUUCCUACAAGUGCCCCUUCCACUAUUACAAUUGCUAUAGAGACUACGGGCACGGGAGCCAUAGGCCUCACCAUUACUAUAAUUACGGGCAUCGCGGGUAUAUCCACGCGUACUAUAACCAGACCGGACGGAACCGUCCUCGUCCCACCUCCCAUCCCCGCCCACCCCAGCUGUGAACUCUCCCCGCAAAUGGCCAAAGCGGUGAAAGACUAUGCGAUCGAGCAUUGUUGCGAUUAUAUGAAGGCCAAGAAUCUGCUUAGAGACAAAGUCCUCGAGAACACUCAGGAGAAGCUCAUAGAAUUAUUGCAAAAUGAACUUGAUCGGAUGAGCAGCGAGGAGGAGGAUGAUGAUCUCGACCUUGACUCCGAUAUGGAGGAAGGUGACUGGGCCUUGGAGGGUUAA